Messenger RNA from Nerophis lumbriciformis (worm pipefish), 1335 nucleotides. Lineage: Eukaryota; Metazoa; Chordata; Actinopteri; Syngnathiformes; Syngnathidae. The record is from RefSeq and is a predicted model, not a curated record.
AUGGCAGCGCUUUUAGGACUGCGUGCUUGCGUCUCUGCUCUUCAUUUGUCCUCACCUAGCCUGGUGCAGAGCUCAUUUAAAUUAUGUGCUCUGCCUCUGAGUCGGCGGACCUUUGCUGCAGAAGCAAAGAAAUCUUACAGCAGAGAAAAGCCCCAUGUCAAUGUCGGAACCAUUGGACAUGUUGACCAUGGCAAGACUACCCUAACUGCAGCCAUCACUAAGGUGCUCGCUGAUGCUGGUGGUGCCAACUUUAAAAAGUAUGAGGAAAUCGACAACGCCCCUGAAGAGAAGGCUCGAGGAAUCACCAUCAACGCCUCUCAUGUUGAAUAUACCACAGCCAACAGACAUUACGCUCACACGGACUGCCCCGGUCAUGCUGACUAUGUUAAGAACAUGAUCACAGGCACCUCUCAGAUGGACGGUUGCAUCCUGGUGGUGGCGGCCACUGACGGCCAGAUGCCCCAAACGCGCGAGCACUUACUGCUGGCGAGGCAGAUUGGCGUAGAGCACGUGGUGGUGUUCAUCAACAAGGCGGACGCCGUGGAUGACAAGGAGAUGCUGGAGCUGGUGGAGAUUGAGAUCCGUGAGCUUCUCACGGAGUUCGGCUACGACGGCGACAACACGCCCGUUGUGAUUGGCUCUGCCCUUUGUGCCCUGGAGGGAAGGCAGCCGGAGCUUGGCAUAAAUGCAGUUCUGAACCUUCUGGAGAUUGUGGAUUCUUAUGUACCGUUGCCCAAAAGAGAACUGGAAAAGCCUUUCCUUUUUCCCAUCGAAAGUGUUUAUUCAAUUCCAGGCAGGGGCACAGUAGUUACUGGCACCAUGGAGAGGGGCAUCAUCAAGAAAGGGGAUGAGUGUGAGUUUGUGGGUCACAAUCGCAGCUCCAAAUCUGUGGUUACAGAUAUCGAGAUGUUCCAUAAGUCUCUGGAUCGGGCUGAGGCUGGGGACAACAUGGGUGCUCUGGUCAGAGGCCUGAAGCGGGAGGAUGUGAGGAGAGGGAUGGUGAUGUGCAAGCCGGGAUCUAUCAAGCCUCACCAAAAAGUCCAGGCUCAGGUCUACAUUCUAAGCAAGGAGGAGGGAGGACGACACAAACCGUUUGUUUCCAAUUUCAUACCAGUAAUGUUCUCCCUAACGUGGGACAUGGCCUGCAAAGUCACUCUGUCUUCUGACAAGGAAAUGGUGAUGCCGGGGGAGGACACGUCCUUGAUCCUCACACUGCGACAACCAAUGGUCCUUGAAAAAGGUCAGAGGUUCACUCUCCGAGAUGGCAACAAAACCAUCGGCACCGGCCUGGUGACAGACAUCCUGACGACGACAGAGGAAGAUCAGUGGGUUUAG